Messenger RNA from Dioscorea cayenensis subsp. rotundata (Guinea yam), 3843 nucleotides. RefSeq names its product probable RNA-dependent RNA polymerase 1. Gene Ontology annotation, molecular function: RNA-directed RNA polymerase activity. The record is from RefSeq and is a predicted model, not a curated record. Gene Ontology annotation, biological process: siRNA processing. NCBI's taxonomy places the organism in Eukaryota, Viridiplantae, Streptophyta, Magnoliopsida, Dioscoreales, Dioscoreaceae. Gene Ontology annotation, cellular component: nuclear RNA-directed RNA polymerase complex.
CUCUUCUUCUUCUCCUCCAAAUCCUCUGUUUCUGUUGUGGAGAAGCUGGAUGUGGUGAUAGUUUCCUUCCACUUGGUCGAGUUAAAUAUGUUGUUGGUGGGGUGUUGCUGUUGCAUGUUGUUGUUGUUAUUUGCUUUUGUGGUUUUCUGUGAAAUAUAUCUACCUCAGACAAUUUCAAGAAAAAUGGAUGGGAAGACAAUCAAGAUUUAUGGAUUGCCUAAUACUGUCACUGCAAUUGAGGUAAAAAAGUUUUUGGAGAAACAUGUUAGCAAAGGGUCAGUGGCUGCAAUUAAGGUUAGACACCAAGAAGAAGGUGAAGGAAGUUCAAAAACUUUAGUAGUUGUUCAGUUCUUGACCAGCAAGCUUGCUAAAAAGAUCACUUGGAGAGCUCGGCAGGGUCAUCUAAAGUAUAAAACAUUUGCUUUGACAACUAAAAGUGCAGAACGUGAAAUUGUGCCAGAGCCAAGAAAACCUUGGUUUACUUUGGAGGGUGCAACAUUGCAUUUGGGUUGCCCAAUUUCAUCAAAAGAGUUCUCCAUUCUAUGCUGUUUUAAUCAUGUCAGGGUUGACUUUGGUGCUAAUUUAAGGAAAAUAUAUUUCUUUAUAUCAUCAGGGAGUCAGUCAUAUAAACUUGAACUUUCUUAUGAGAGCAUUUGGGAAAUAAAGCUGCUCCGUUGUCACAAAAGCAAAAAGUUUCACAAAGGCAAGAAGGCUGAGGAAGACAAAAAAUUCCUCCUGGUUCAGGUACAAGCAGCGCCUCGUAUUUAUGAAGUUCCUGGACAAAAUUCUGGCACUUUUUAUGAAGAUGCUCGUUUUAAUUAUUUCAAGGAUAUUCCAGAUGAUCUGUGGAUCAGAACCACAGAUUUCACUCCUUCAUGCAGUAUUGCCCAAUCUUCAGCAUUCUGUUUGCAGUUACCCAAUGCCUGCAAUCUUCCAAAUAUUCAAGAAUACUUCGUUUACUACGAAGAAGUUAAUCACCCAUUCCACUUGUUGAAAGGUUCAUCUUUCUCUCGGAGCUUGGAUUUGGUUCCCAUUGUACAACCUUCACCUGGGAUUGAAGUGCCUUACAGAAUUCUUUUCAAGAUAAAUCACAUGGUUCAAAUUGGCACACUCAUGGGCCCAACACUUGAUGACAAGUUCUACAAAUUAGUUUCUCCUCAUUCUGAACUACCCAUCAACUAUAUAAAACGAGCAUUGGAAGAUAUGUCAUACUUGAAGAGCUCCUGCCUUAAUCCUGCAACUUGGUUGCAGGAGAAGUAUCAGGAAUUUCAAACAUCGAAUCGUGUCACGAAAUCAUCCUUGAUUUCUUUAGAUUCCGGUUUGGUGUAUGUUCAUCGGGCUCAAGUGACUCCAUGUAAAGUUUACCUCUACGGGCCGGAGAUUAAUGUUUCGAAUGGUGUGUUACGGCAUUUUUCAAAAGACAUUGAUAAUUUUAUCCGGGUUUCUUUUGUUGAUGAGGAUGGUGAAAAAAUGUUCUCAACAGAUUUAUCACCUCGUUCAGGCAAUGACAAGAGGACAGCUAUCUACCAGAGGAUACUUUCUACGAUACGGAAUGGCAUAUGUAUCGGUGAGAAGAAGUUUGAAUUUCUUGCUUUCUCGUCGAGUCAGUUAAGGGAAAAUUCUGCAUGGAUGUUUGCUUCAAGGCCUGGAUUAACAGCUGCCGAUGUCAGAAAAUGGUUGGGUGAUUUUCGCAAGAUAAGAAAUGUGGCCAAGUACGCAGCAAGGCUGGGCCAAUAUUUCAGUUCAUCUACUGAAACUCUAAUAGUUCACAGUGAUGAGGUUGAAGUUAUUCCUGAUGUUGAAAACUCAGCUGGUCAUUUGUUCUCAGAUGGAAUAGGUAAAAUCUCACCUGAAUUUGCCAGAGCAGUGGCUGAAAAAUGCCGCAGAACAACUUCGACGUAUUCAGCAUUUCAGAUCAGAUAUGGUGGCUAUAAGGGUGUUGUUGCUGUCGACCCUACAUCAUCGAUGAAGUUAUCCCUGAGAAAAAGCAUGUCAAAAUACGAAUCAGAGAACAACAAACUUGAUGUCCUGGCUUAUAGCAAGUAUCAAGCGUGUUAUCUUAAUCGUCAGUUGAUUACUCUUUUGUCAACUCUUGGAGUUGGAGAUGAUGUAUUCGAAAGCAAACAAACAGAAGCUGUCGAAAGAUUGGAUAAGAUCUUGGAAGAUCCAGCCAAUGCACAAGAAGCAAUUGAGAUGAUGUCUCAGGGAGAAACAACUAAUGUGCUCAAUGAAAUGUUGUCAUGUGGUUAUAAGCCUGAUGCAGAACCAUUUCUUUCAAUGCUGCUGCAAACAUUUAGAGCAACGAAGCUGCUGGAACUGAGAACUAGAUCAAGGAUAUUUAUUCCCAAAGGGAGGUCUUUGAUGGGAUGCUUGGACGAAACACGAACUUUGGAUUACGGUGAAGUGUUUGUACAAGUUUCUCUCAGUAGAAACAAACAUAUCUAUGAUGAUGGUCUCUCUGAAUUUAGUGGAAGCGAACUCAAAAGCGGUACUGAUGUUGUUAGAGGAAAAGUAAUUGUUGCAAAGAAUCCUUGCCUCCAUCCUGGUGAUAUACGUGUCCUGCAGGCGGUUGAUGUUCUCGAUUUGCAUCAUAUGGUUGACUGUGUUGUUUUUCCGCAAAAGGGGAAGAGACCCCAUCCGAACGAGUGUUCAGGGAGUGACUUGGAUGGAGACAUAUACUUUGUGAGUUGGGAUCCAAUGCUCAUUCCACCUUGUCAGGAUGAACCUAUGGACUACACCCCAGCAAAACCUGUGAUCCUCAAUAAUGAUGUUACAAUUGAGGAAGUCCAGGAGUAUUUUGUAAACUAUAUGUUGAAUGACAGCUUAGGAGUUAUUUCAAAUGCCCACACAGUCUUUGCUGAUAAAGAGCCAUUGAAAGCUCGAAGUGAAGAAUGUCUAGAACUUGCAAGAUUAUUCUCUAUCGCGGUCGACUUCCCCAAGACAGGUGUCCCUGCUGAAAUCCCACCAAAUCUUCAUGUCAAGGAAUAUCCAGAUUUCAUGGAGAAACUAGACAGAGUGACAUAUAUAUCCGAGGGAGUGAUCGGAAAGCUCUUCAGAGAGAUUAAAGGCCGCGAUCCUAAUUCAUGCCAUAUAAAGGCCUUCACUAAGGAAACAGCAGAGCAGUGCUAUGACAAAGACAUGGUGGUUGAUGGCUUCGAAGAGCAUGUCAAUGAUGCUUCUUUUUUCAAGAAUGAGUAUGAUACCAAGUUAGGGAAUCUCAUGGAUUACUAUGAGAUCAAAACUGAGGGUGAGAUUCUCAGUGGAAGUAUAAUGAAAGCAUCCAAAUCUUUCAAUAGGUACAAAGAUGGUGAAGCACUAAUAUUAGCUGUGAGGUCAUUGAGGAAGGAAGCAAGUGGAUGGUUUAAUGAGAAGAGCCAUGAUCACGGUGACGACGAAGAUGAAGCUUUUGCGAAGGCGUCGGCUUGGUAUCAUGUUACCUACCAUCCUGACUACUGGGGUAUCUACAAUAAAGGAUUGAACCGGCCUCAUUUCUUAAGCUUCCCUUGGUGUGUCUAUGAUAAGCUGAUUAUGAUCAAGCAGAAGAAGAUGAGAAUGAAGAGAGCUGUUGAAAUGCUCCAACGUAGAAUGAAGCGAGGUUUGGAUUUACGUUGAUGCAAAUGCUGGAUCACUACGUUAAAGAUAAUCCAAAUAAGUAAGAAUUGUUAUAAGUUCCAUAUAAGAUAUAAUUUGAGUGUCUGUGUGUUUAUCUAGCUUGAGUUUGAAUUGGAACCAAUUAUUUUUAAUUGGAUUUGAAAUAUGUGGUGUGCAUAAGACCUCUACAUGCAAACUAUUAUGUGUGUAAUGAAAUAAUCCUUUCGUUAAUGUUUGGGAAGGAAUUUUAGA